UUUUUUGUAUUACAGUACACUUGACUGGUGAUAUCAACUGUUACCCUUCCCAUCGAUCGAGGCUAUUUACCAUCAUAUCCCAGGAGCUGUAUGAUGCUUACGUGCUUGGCGCUUCCCCAUGAAGAUAAUAAUAUGUGCAAGAAAAUGGCAGAUGCACAGGCAAGACCACAAGGCCAACAGCAGCAACAAGGCCAGAAGUUGGCCCUGGCAGAACUAAGAACUGUGAAAUGGGUGGCUUCGCAACCUCUUGUGAAGGAGGCUUUCACUGUCGUCAAGCCACGGUACAUCUCACUAAAGCAAGUCGCCAUACUAGGCUGGUUCAUCGUCUUCUAUGAGAUGGUGUUCGUGUGGUGGUGGACCUUCGCACACAACCUGCCAUGGCCAGGACUGAUGCUCUCCAUGCUGGAUCAGACUGACUCCUUGCUUGUACGUCUACUGGACUUCGCACAACAGAGGCUGGAGUGGGACAGUCUUACAACAUACGCCUCCACACCAAGACAGCAGAGGAGAGGCUGCGGGCAGCCAUGUACCACCGUGUCAAGAAAGAACUCCGUCUCAUGAGGAAAAACUCCAUCAGGUUCUCCUAUGGCAUAGUAAACUACGCCAGACAAAUGGUGCAGCCGCGAGUGCGUCCCUACGCAGAGUCCUUCCAAGCCUACUGUCAAAAGUGGGCAAAGGCGUACGAGAUACCGGAGUUGAUGGCUCCUCUGCAGGAGGAGUGGAGCAGCGACAAGCACCUGCUGGCGAAGGUGGUGGCUCUCGCCAGGGCUCUCUGCGUCGUCUACCUCGGUUUUUUGCUUCGUCUGGUGAAAGGAAAGAAGAGUCGACGAACUCGGUCGAUGCGUUCAGAGAGUCUGCGGCGGCGAACACAAAACCUGUCGUGCAGCGGCAGCUCGCUGCCACUAAGCCCCUCAGCCCUGCAGCAGUCAUCAGAGCCAACGCCAUCUCCCCAUCUGGAAGUCCAGGUGAGUCUCCCGGAGCCAGCCCUGAAACAAGACGAAGAGGAUUCGGGAGAUUCUCGUCCAAAAAACUCCACAAGUGAGCAAAAUCCCCCCGUCGGCAUUGACAGUGACCGCAUGAUCUCUCCCAUCAAUGAGGAAGAUGAGUCAGAUGAAGACUUGGGCAAGAAAGAGAAUGACAAUGACAUAAGCGAAGGCUCGGUAGUCUCUGUUGAUGAUGGAGGUAAGGACAGUGGUUUCUCAGACAAGAAGAGUGAGGACGAGGAUGGUGUGCCUGUCAAACAUGUAAAGAAAGAAGUAACUAUGUCGCCACAAACUCAGGCCAAACAAAAGAGUCAAAAAUUACGAAUAAAGAAAACUUUCUUUUAAUUUUUACUUUGUACAUUGUAUUAUACACAGUGGCACAAACUAACACAAAAACGAUAAAAGAGAUGAAUACUGUAUAACAGUACUAAUGUGUUUUGUUGUCUCCAUGUGGAUUUGUGGCCAUUCUAUAUUUGUAAACACACAUAUAUUCGGUUUUGUAUACCAGUAUUAUAAUCGGUACAGAAUAUGGUAAUUAAUAAUAGUUAUAUCUAUAAGUACAACUUAAGCUAGUGCAGCAUAGAGGAAAAAUUCUAAAACGGUUAAAAACUGAAGCUUAUAAAUAUAAGUUAUAAAUUUUACGUAUACAUAAAUAAAUCAAAACAAUCAAUUGGGGAACUAAAAAAAAAGUUUAUUGAUGUAGAUAACAAGAAGCUGUACAAAUUGUAUGAUUUUGACUGAAAUCAGGCGUAGACUGGAAUAUAUGCAUGCCUAUGUUUAAAACUCCUGAGUUAUCAAAAUUUUGUAAGUUUAUCAUGCAUGCACAAUAAUAGAUUUUGUAGAAUACAUUCAUAUCUCCGUUGAAUGAAAUUAGGCAUAGACUGUGGCAUAUAUAUGCAUACCUGUAUUUAAAACUUGGGUUAUCAAAAUUUUUUAACUUCAUAAAUUUUGUAGAAUAUAUGUGUAUCCCUUUUAGCUGCACUGUUUUUCAGUGAUGUGUUUAGGAGGAAGUGAAUGUAAGGAGCAUUAGGGGCACAAUCUACUGUUUCCAGAGGUCAAAUAUAAUUUAAUAUAUGGUGUAUUGAUGGUCUGGAAAGAGAACUCACCUUAGUCUAGUGAUAUCCUCUUAAAUAGUUCAGCAUCCCCUGGCCUACCCCAGCUAGAUUGUCACCUAUUUAAUGCAAGGGAUCGUUACAUAGUGGACUCCAAAGACUGAACCUAAUGGUAAGGUAAGCUUCUAGUGUAGAUUCGCUGGAAAAAUACCAACACGCAUGUAAAAAUGACUUCAUUUUUUUUCCACCGUUAAAUUUACAAACUAAGAGGCGUUUUCCUAUUUCAGCUCAACAGACUAAAAGCUGUCAUGACAUCUUCGCUUAUUUACAGACUAAGAACUGUUAUCCUAUCUCAGCUCAUAUACAGAUUAUGAGUUGUUAUCUUACUUCAGCUUAUUCUAAAUCGCAGUCUCAGCUAAGAUAUACGAACCCUUCCCCAAGAUGCCACCUUCAACAGUCGGCUAACACCUAUUUGCUGCUAGGUGUAAGGAGACCUGCCCAUAGGUCUUGCACUGCCAGGGAAACUAAUUCUGGUCCCUUUGGUUGUUGCUGCGCCCUUGCUGUUGAAUUAUUAUUAUUAUUGUUUUUUAUUAUUAUCGUUGAUUUUUAUUAUUGUUGUUUUAUUAGUUAUUAUUAUUACUGUAUUAAAAGCAAGCGGUAUAUUCAUAUGAGUGAAGGAAGUCUUUACCCCUUCCUUGGAUCUAAAAAUGAAUGACUCUUACGAGUUCACAAGCGUUACUGAGUAUAAUCCCUGAGCUCACAAGCGUAGCUACUAAGCCCUGCUCAAAUUAUCAUUAUUGUAUUCAUGAUGAAGCGCUAAACCCGUGAUGGAUUAGCGACUUAGUGCUAACCUUCUUAUAGUUGUUCUAUAGGACUAGGAUAUCUAGCACUCACUUGGUUCUCUGUUUUAUCUUUGGUAAUGUUGUGUGUAGCUUCUUACUCCUGCAGAUGCUCUACCUCUGUAAUAUAUAUUAAUGUUUAAAUUUGGGCAAUUUCAAAGACAGCAGAAUCAAACUUUAUUAUUCGAGGUUUUGUCAUUUAUUACCCACAGUGGGACUUUAUCAUCCACAGUGGAGCUAUCACCCAUAGUGGGGCUUUAUCAUCCACAGUGGAACUAUUACCCAUAGUGGGGCUUUAUCAUCCACAGUGGAACUAUUACCCAUAGUUGGGCUUUAUCAUCCACAGUGGAACUAUUACCCACAGUGGGGCUUUAUCAUCCACAGUGGAACUAUUACCCAUAGUGGGGCUUUAUCAUUCACAAUGGAGCUAUUACCCAUAGUGGGGCUUUAUCAUUCACAGUGGAACUAUUACCCGCAGUGGGGCUUUAUCAUCCAGUGGAACUAUCACCCAUAGUGGGGCUUUAUCAUCCACAGUGGAACUAUUAUCCACAGUGGGGCUUUAUCACCUAUAGUGGUGUUAAUUUGGUAUAAUAAAAAAUUACUAAACGUGUCAAAAAAUUACCACCUAUGGGCUUCCUUCAUUAUAUACCAAUGUUUGAAUUUUGUCGUUAUCCGUAUAAUGUCCGAGAUUGUCUCACCCAGUGCUGAGAUGUGACAUAGAAAUAAAUAAUGCUUCUGGCAUGAUAUCCAUUACCAGCACGUUAGGUAUACUCCAACUAAAUAGUUAAUCUGAGUUCAUGCAGUCAUUUUAAUAUGAAUACAAAAUGGCUGAUCAAUAAGUGUAUUCGUUAUUAUUUAACGAUGUUAUUGACUUAAGAAUAAUAGAGUACAAUACAUACUAGAAUUUAAAACGGCUCUUCAUUAAGUUUCUGAAAAUUUCAUAAUUACCGUCUCAUCAAGUCAUUCAUUUCCUUGGUAAACUUAUCUAUGGAAGGCUGUUCGAUUUCCAGUAUUUAAUAAAAAAUAGACCUUGUUUUAAA
Messenger RNA from Cherax quadricarinatus, 3914 nucleotides. NCBI's taxonomy places the organism in Eukaryota, Metazoa, Arthropoda, Malacostraca, Decapoda, Parastacidae. The record is from RefSeq and is a predicted model, not a curated record.